This is a messenger RNA of Priceomyces carsonii, 1209 nucleotides long. RefSeq lists its product as uncharacterized. The record is from RefSeq and is a predicted model, not a curated record. The transcript has a single exon. Lineage: Eukaryota; Fungi; Ascomycota; Pichiomycetes; Serinales; Debaryomycetaceae. The coding region runs from base 1 to 1209 and encodes 402 amino acids.
AUGCAAUAUCAACUCAAUAUUAGUCGGUUCGAAUAUAGACUUCUCUACUACUUUCAUCAGGUCUUCGGAAUUGAAAUGGCAACACAAAAGCCGUCUUUAAUAGCUCUUUGGCAGAUUGAGCUUCCUAAACUUUGGCACGAAUCUGAAUUGUUAAGACAAUGCAUAAGUUGCAUCAGCAGCAUGUAUUUGGGAUGCCUCAAAAACCUUUCCGAUAUAUCAACUCAGGACUACGAACAAGAUAUAAAUAGUGGCCGUGCUAAUAGUAUACUUCUAGCGCAUUGUGAUGCGCUUGAACAGAACCAAGUUCUUUUGAACGAUGGAACAAAUUUUUUCAAGACCACUGACGACUAUUUUUCUGUAUGCUUAAGUCACACGAGGAAUAUUAUUGAAAACGUUCAGAAAGGCAAUGGACCUGCUUCCGAGUUUGAGGCUGCUGAAAUCUUUUUUUCAACUAUUUUAAUAUAUUCUAUUUUGGUUUUUCAUCCGUUAAAACUUAUACCGGUAAUUUCAUUCGAUGAGGGGGAGCCUGACCUUCUUUCAAUGUGCAAGGGAAUGAAGUAUUCCAUGGUUAAAGCAUUUCCACUUCUUUUCACGGCUCGCUAUUCAGCUAUUUCCGAGGACACUGGAGCUCUUGGCUAUAAAAGUAUUGAGAAAAAAUAUCCAUUGAUAAUAUACCUAAGAUCUUUCUUCAUCGACCUUCUGUACGAAGGAAAUUUAGUUGCAGGAUCGAGAGAAACCUAUCAACAGACUAUAUCUUUACUUGAAGGAGUGUUUUAUCUGGUCACAGUGAACCGGCAUAAACGUCUAAUGUCGCAAUGGCUCUUUAUAGUAGAUGAUGCUUUUUAUGACUAUUUGAGAGUAUACAAAGAUUACUUUGCGUUAAAGCUUCUAUAUGUCUUUUCUUGCAUGUGCCUAUUUUUGAAAAUGAAAGUAACCAAUAAACACAGCAUAUGGAUGGACUAUGUUCUUUGGUUCAGGGACUAUAACAUGAAAACGUUUGGUUAUUGGCGUGAUUAUGAAGAUUCGUGCUUUUUUCAACUACUUAUUCAAAAUUUUGAAUUUGAUAUACAGAACUUGGAAGAAUUUGAAACUUUCAUGCCCUCGAAACAUGUGGAUGAUAUCCCUGGAAUGCAUAACUUAAACAUUUCAGCAAAUAUUGAACUGCUUUCAUCGGUGGAUGAAGAUUUUGAUAUAACCAGCUUUCAGUAG